Molecule: messenger RNA, 3317 nt
Organism: Exaiptasia diaphana
Lineage: Eukaryota; Metazoa; Cnidaria; Anthozoa; Actiniaria; Aiptasiidae
Product: E3 ubiquitin-protein ligase HECTD3
Exons: 21
Coding region: 93-2618 (841 amino acids)
Molecular function (GO): ubiquitin-protein transferase activity
Source: RefSeq, a predicted model, not a curated record
CAGRUAGCAAGGAUGUUGUACAUGUUGUACAGUUUGCAGAAGGCAAAAUAUGCAGUAAAUGGCCAGUAAAUCCCCUUAAAAAGCUCCCCRCAAUGAAGAACGAGACAGCAAGAAAGCGUCUUGCUCGCAUACGAUGUCUUUUAGACACUAUAAAACGCAUGGAACAAGGAAAACCACUUCCUUUAGCCCUCUGCUAUGUCCGUGGUGAAAUCAUAUACGGAGCCAGUUCUGAAACUUCAAGUGAAACUAUUCCUAUUCCUGUUCUACGRAAACCAUCUAAAGAUGCGGAAAAACUUGGAGAGAUAUAUCUCACCUCUGGGAUUGAAGUUUCAGCAUCAGGAGACGAAUACAACAAUAAAUAUGGACGAUGGAUUAAACUUAACCAGAAAUCUCUUCAAAAGUUUUGUACUGCAUCUUCAAAGACUAUCAAGGAAGGUUGGGUAUUGCAUAUACCAUGUGAUCCCAAGCAAGGCCCAGGCAAAGAAUGCCUAACUCAACUCCCUAAUAAAUCUCAGUCGUCUCACAAAAAGGCCUCAGGAUCAAAGGGGAGGAAUUUUUUAAGCUGGAUAGAGGCAGUYGAAGUAUCAUACACAUUACAGCUGACUGAACCACCUGUGAUUGACAAGUACGGCGAUAAAGAAGCUAUGAAAGAACUAAGUACACCCCCUCCCAAGUGGAACCUUGAUGCUGAYGAAGAACUGGCUAAAUUUCUUACUGAUCAUGUAAACAAACAUGAAACUAGUCUUGGAAAUAUCAGCAGAUUUGUUGAAGAUAUUGAUGUGUCUUCAGAAAGUGAAACAAAGAAUAAUCUAACUGAUGGAGAUCCAGACAGCUUCUGGGAGUCUGAUGGCAGUCAAGGAAGACACUGGAUUAAACUGACUCUUAAACCUGGUACUGUUAUAAGAAGGCUGUAUCUGGGUGUUGAUUCUAGAGAUGAUAACUACAUGCCUUAUAAGGUGUUUGUCUAUGGUGGUGAAACAGGCUCAGUGAAACUACUAAAUGAAGUCUACAUUGACUUAAAUUUCACCGGUGAUGCACUWGUACUUGAAUCAAUGACACAGUAUUUUCAUAUUAUUGACAUCAGGAUCAAAGAAUGUAAAGAUGACGGUAUUGAUACUAGAAUACAUAGUAUAAAGAUUGUGUCAGCAAGUGAAAAAGAACCUGGUUUAUCUAUUGAUAUUCUCUCUACUGCUCAACUAGUCAGGUUUCCAAAGCUAGAUGCUGUUGAUAUUCCACUUCUGUACCGUCGUGCGCAGGUGCUACAAAGGUUUAUUGACUUACUGGACAGUGUCAUACAUUAUUUACUUCCUUCCUGGAAUUACACAGUAGGAUCAUUCAAUGAUCUAGAGGCAAUYAGACAACUCCUUCCUUUAUCACGGUACAGAAAUAAUUUAUUAGAAAAGUUUCUCAAGGAAUCUCAGACAGGUCCUCCUCCCAGGAUGCCUAAGCUGUUCAUUAAUCGACGUCUCGCAGCAGAGCACCGAGCAGACCCAUCACARGACCCUGAGGGAAAAAAUACAAUCUUCCAUCAGUUAUAUGAGAGUCUUCAACAAGAAAKGUGUGGUGUAAAGCUUGACUACAGAUGGCCAGGAAGGUAUGACCAGUGGUGGGAAUGCAAGUUCUUGUCAGAAGGAAUCAUAGAUCAAGGUGGUGGUUUUCGCGAUUCAUUAGCUGACAUGGCGGAGGAGCUGUGUCCUAGUGCAAUGGACGACCCGAUGCCUUUACACUACUUUGUACGAACACCCAAUCAGCUUCAAGAUUCGUCUAGUGUUAACAGAGAUAGUUACAUCCCUUCACCGUCUUGUAAAGAAUUCUCUAAACUUGAAUGGUUAGGAAUGAUCAUGGGGGCGUGUCUACGUAGUGGAAGAGAACAUUUGGUUGUAUCUCUGCCUUCAUUCGUAUGGAAGCCUUUGGUGGGUGAGCGUGUGACGUGGUCACGUGACUUCAACACAGUGGACCUAGCACAGGUGAAGCUACUAGAACGACUACAAACAGUUGAUAAAGAAACCUUUGAUAUAAAGUUUGGUGGUGUAUUAACCUUUACAACGGUUCUUAGUGAUAAUACACUAGUUAACCUUGUUCCUGGGGGAUCAGAACGGUUUGUUGAAUACGAUGAGAAGGAGUUGUACUCUAAACUUGUUCAAAAGCACCGUAUGAAUGAAUCCAAACAACAGAUCGACGCUAUAAGACGAGGAUUAUUAAAGGUGGUUCCUCAAGCAGUGUUAGACCUCCUAACAUGGCAAGAACUAGAAAGAAGAGUCUGCGGUGAUCCUGAGAUUACAGUAGAAGCAUUGAAGAAAUGCUCUCACUAUGAAGACAUGUCUGCAGAUAACGAUCAGAGAGUCAAAGAUCUUUGGCAAGCCUUGGAAAAUUUUACAAACGAGGACCGAAGUCGUUUUUUACGGUUCGUAACAGGCCGUAGGCGUCUUCCCGCACCGUUAUUUAUUUGUCCAGGCAGAAGUAAUGCAGAGGUCGAUUCCCUGCCUGAAGCAGCGACCUGUUCUAGUACUCUAUUUCUACCCAAGUAUUCAAGCCCUAAGGUUGCCGAGGAGAAAAUUCGCUAUGCUGCUUAUAACUGCGUAGCAAUCGACACCGAUGUCAGUCCAUGGGAAGAGUAAUGAUGAGCCAGCACUGYCAAUCAACCAGCGGUUUACUUAUAAUCAGGUGGACCAUUUCWGACAUUGUGAUUACAGUGCCAUUGCACAGCGGUAAAAUCAAGACAAAUCGCACAUAAUGUAUACAUGACCACCGCUUCAAUGAACGUUAUAGAAAUUUUCCAAUUUUUAAACUGCAUCUUAUUUGAUUCCCAAUGUCACGCGGCUCUUUAUUUCAGUUGCGUGACCAAACCAUCAUUGCAGUGUACACAGAUUGCACUUAUAUUUUUAUUAAAAAAUAUGUUGCCUCGUUAUAUUAGCUUAAGAUUUUMAAAUCAAAUCCUAAAAAAAUGUUACCAAAUGUUAUGAAUAAGAAUAUAAUACAAUUAUAGUUGUGUAAAGUUUGUUAUGCGACACAGUAAAUUUGCUUUUAUUUAUGAUGAUUUUCUUAUUUUUUUUUCGUUUGUUCACUGGAAGGAGCUUAAAAAGCAAAGUAACAACGAUACAGGUUAUGUGAUAUUUUUAUUGUGUUCUACAAGUAGGGUAAACCAUCAUUACAAAAUAGUGAAAAAGUACGUGUCUUACAAUUAAAGGGUGCGCGGUCAACCGGCAUCCCUUGCGAGCUUCUUUUUUUUGACAMUAUUUCAAUUACACCUCAGAAACUUGUUGUUUUUAAUUGUUUAGACCCAUWAGAUAAUCUAGGUGGUGUUCACAGRAAUCUCC